Molecule: messenger RNA, 5226 nt
Organism: Delphinapterus leucas (beluga whale)
Lineage: Eukaryota; Metazoa; Chordata; Mammalia; Artiodactyla; Monodontidae
Source: RefSeq, a predicted model, not a curated record
AGCCCUCUCCAGGGGCUCGCAAUGUGCAGCUGAGCAGCGUGCGGGGCAGAGCUGCACAUCGGCCUCGCAGGCUCGCUCCCUCUUUCUCCUCCAGCAUGCGGUCCUCCGGUUGCUCGGGGACCAUAGAAGAGUUCUUCCAGGGCUGACAGUCCAGGUUCCCCCGCAGGCCAAGGGCUCUAGCAGAGCUUCAAAGUUAGAGCCGACGACCUCCCUGCCGCCCCACUCCCCUUCACCCAACCCCUCCGAAAUUCACCAGCCUUUGCAGGCACUGCCUAAGGCUUUCAAACAGACGUGAAGCCGCCAGCAAAACCGCCCUGGCUUUCUGUAUAAUAAUCUGCUCGUCUAGGUACCCUGGCUCACUGAAGACUCUGCAGAUACACCCCUGUUAAGGGAGGGAGGAAGAGGGAAAGGGAGGAAAGGAGAAAGAGAAAAUGAGGAGAGAAUGCCAGAAGGUCCGUGCCUCUGCCGAGAGUCCCAAUUAGAUGCGAAGAAUUCAGCCCGGCCAAGGUGAAGGAAAGUUGCUUCCAAGCCUGGGAAGUGGGUUUGCCUGUACAGAGGAGAGGCACUCAGCUGGGAACUGCUCCCCUCCCCUCCUCGGAAGACCACUGGGUCCCCCCUUUUCCCAACCUCCUGCCUCUCUUCUCCUCCCACCCUCCCUUUUCCCACUCCCCACUGACUCGGAAGCCUGGAUGCUCUACCACCAGGCAGUGGUCCAGCACGCAGCCUGGAGGGGGCGGGGGCAGGGGGCACUGUGACAGGAAGCGGCGCGCACAAGUUGGCCGUUUCGGGGGCAAAAUAAGUUCUCCCUUGGAUUGGGAAAGGACAAAGCCAGCAAGCUACCUCUUUUGUGUCGAAUGAGGAGGACCAACCAUGAGCCAGAGCCCGGGUGCAGGCUCGGCCGCCGCCGCUGCCACCACGGUCAGCUCCAGUCCCUGCCGGGAGUUGGCGGUUCGAGAUCACAAGGCAAGAUUCUGCUGAUGAAGUUUAUUAAAAUAUAAAACUGGAAGAUGAGACUACAAAAGACUAAAGCAAACAUAGGAGUGGCAAAGGACCAGAAAUGCUGCGUUGGACUUCAGCCCAUCUGAAGGACAUCUACUCAGGAUGAUAAAACUUACCCUUUGCUCACACAGAUCUCUGGGCCAUUUAAACCAAAAAUUGAACUUGCUGACAGCCUCCGCUAGCCUGUUCCUCGCUUAUAUGAAGGACAGAACAAAGAUCCAGUUUGGAAAUGAGAGAGGAGGACUAACGCGCAGCAUUGGUUCCACCCACUGAUAUCUCCCAGAGGUACAGAUACGGGAUUCAUGAAGAUGUUGACAAGACUCCAAGUUCUUACCUUAGCUUUGUUUUCAAAGGGACUUUUACUUUCUUUAGGGGACCAUAACUUUCUGAGGAGGGAGAUUAAAAUAGAAGGUGACCUCGUUUUAGGGGGCCUAUUUCCUAUUAAAGAAAAAGGCACUGGAACUGAAGAAUGUGGGCGAAUCAAUGAAGAUCGAGGGAUCCAACGCCUGGAAGCCAUGUUGUUUGCUAUUGAUGAAAUUAACAAAGACAAUUACUUGCUCCCAGGAGUGAAGCUGGGGGUUCACAUUUUGGAUACAUGCUCGAGGGAUACCUAUGCAUUAGAGCAAUCACUGGAAUUUGUCAGGGCUUCUUUGACAAAAGUGGAUGAAGCCGAGUAUAUGUGUCCUGAUGGAUCCUAUGCCAUUCAAGAAAAUAUCCCACUGUUCAUUGCAGGGGUCAUUGGCGGCUCUUACAGCAGUGUUUCCAUACAGGUGGCCAACCUGCUGAGGCUGUUCCAGAUCCCGCAGAUAAGCUACGCGUCCACCAGCGCCAAGCUCAGCGACAAGUCGCGCUAUGAUUAUUUUGCCAGGACCGUGCCCCCCGACUUCUACCAGGCCAAAGCCAUGGCCGAGAUCUUGCGUUUCUUCAACUGGACCUACGUGUCCACUGUGGCCUCCGAGGGCGAUUACGGGGAGACAGGGAUCGAGGCGUUCGAGCAGGAAGCCCGCCUGCGCAACAUCUGCAUCGCCACGGCGGAGAAGGUGGGGCGCUCCAACAUCCGCAAGUCCUACGACAGCGUGAUCCGCGAGCUCCUGCAGAAGCCCAACGCGCGCGUCGUGGUCCUCUUCAUGCGCAGCGACGACUCGCGCGAGCUCAUCGCCGCCGCCAGCCGCGCCAACGCCUCCUUCACCUGGGUGGCGAGCGACGGCUGGGGCGCGCAGGAGAGCAUCGUCAAGGGCAGCGAGCACGUGGCCGACGGCGCCAUCACCCUGGAGCUAGCCUCCCAGCGCAUCCGCCAGUUCGACCGCUACUUCCAGAGCCUCAGCCCCUACAGCAACCACCGCAACCCCUGGUUCCGGGACUUCUGGGAGCAGAAGUUCCAGUGUAGCCUCCAGAACAAGCACAACCACCGGCGCCCUUGCGACAAGCACCUGGCCAUCGACAGCAGCAACUACGAACAAGAAUCCAAGAUCAUGUUCGUGGUGAACGCGGUGUACGCCAUGGCCCACGCCCUGCACAAAAUGCAGCGCACCCUCUGUCCCAACACCACCAAGCUCUGCGACGCCAUGAGGAUCCUGGACGGGAAGAAGUUGUACAAGGAUUACUUGCUGAAAAUCAACUUCACAGCUCCAUUCAACCCAAAUAAAGGUGCAGAUAGCAUUGUCAAGUUUGACACUUUUGGAGACGGAAUGGGACGUUACAACGUGUUCAACUUCCAGUACAUGGGCGGCAAGUAUUCCUACUUGAAGGUUGGUCAUUGGGCAGAAACCUUAUCAGUAGAUGUCGACUCUAUCCACUGGUCCCGGAACUCAAUCCCCACGUCCCAGUGCAGCGACCCCUGUGCACCCAAUGAAAUGAAGAAUAUGCAACCAGGGGAUGUCUGCUGCUGGAUCUGCAUCCCCUGCGAGCCCUACGAAUACCUGGCUGACGAGUUUACCUGUAUGGAUUGCGGCCUUGGGCAGUGGCCCACUGCAGACCUAUCUGGCUGCUUUGACCUUCCUGAGGACUACAUCAGGUGGCAAGAUGCCUGGGCCAUUGGUCCAGUCACCAUUGCCUGCCUGGGUUUUAUGUGUACAUGCGUGGUUGUGACUGUCUUUAUCAAGCACAACAACACACCGUUAGUCAAAGCAUCAGGCCGGGAGCUCUGCUACAUCUUGUUGUUUGGGGUUGGCCUGUCCUAUUGCAUGACAUUCUUCUUCAUUUCCAAGCCGUCACCAGUCAUCUGUGCAUUGCGCCGACUAGGGCUGGGGACCUCCUUCGCUGUCUGUUACUCAGCCCUGCUGACCAAGACAAACUGCAUUGCCCGUGUCUUCGAUGGGGUAAAGAAUGGCGCUCAGAGGCCAAAAUUCAUCAGCCCAAGUUCUCAGGUUUUCAUCUGCCUGGGUCUGAUACUGGUGCAAAUUGUGGUAGUGUCUGUGUGGCUCAUCCUGGAGGUUCCAGGCACCAGGCGGUACACCCUUCCAGAGAAGCGGGAAACAGUCAUCUUAAAAUGCAAUGUCAAAGAUUCCAGCAUGUUGAUCUCACUUACCUACGAUGUGGUCCUGGUCAUCUUAUGCACUGUGUAUGCCUUCAAAACGCGGAAGUGCCCAGAAAAUUUCAACGAAGCCAAGUUCAUUGGUUUUACCAUGUACACCACAUGUAUCAUCUGGUUGGCCUUCCUCCCUAUAUUUUAUGUGACUUCAAGUGACUACAGAGUGCAGACAACGACCAUGUGCAUCUCGGUUAGCCUGAGUGGAUUCGUGGUCCUGGGCUGUUUGUUUGCACCCAAGGUGCACAUCAUCCUGUUUCAGCCCCAGAAGAAUGUGGUCACACACAGACUGCACCUGAACAGGUUCAGUGUCAGUGGAACUGGGACCACGUAUUCUCAGUCCUCUGCAAGCACGUAUGUGCCGACGGUGUGCAACGGGCGGGAAGUCCUAGACUCCACCACGUCAUCUCUGUGAUUGUGAAUUGCAGUUCAGUUCUCGUGAUUUUAGGCUGUUAGAUGAAAGUGCUCACGUGCAGCUCCGGAAUGUGGAAACAGAGCAAAAGAACACCCCUAGUACCUUUUUUUAGAAACAGUACAAUAAAUUAUUUUUAAGGACUGUACAGUAUAUAGUGACGUGCUAGAACUUUUUAGACUGAUUUUAGUGUCCCUAUUAUUAACAAGUCCCCAGAACAUGGAAAUAACCAUUGUUUACAGAGCUGAGCAUUGGUGACAGGGUCUAACAGGGUCAGUCUAUUAGAAAAUACAGUGGCGAUAUUAGGUAACUUUUUUUCCUAUGAAGUUUUUUGUAGGUCCUUGUUGUAACUAACUUAGGAUGAGUUUCUAUGUUGUAUAUUAAAGUUACAUGAUGUGUAACAGGUUGUUUUUCUCAGCACAAAGUAAAAAGCAUCUGUAUUAAUGCAAAGAUAUUGGGAAUAAAACCUUCAAGGUUUUCCAGCAUGGUGGAUAAUGGCUUGUACUUUUUUUUAAUCAUUCCAGGUAAUUUGAGUAUGUUGACUUUAGACCAUUUCUACUUUUUUAAUGUCGGAAGAAAUGAUCUAACCGUGCUUCUCUUCACAUCUAGAUACACUGAACACAAGUUGUUACCCUACGAGGGAGCUGUGAGCAGAUGUAGCCUUCUUUGCAGAUUGCAUGAUCAGAAUUUGACUGAGGACAGCAUAAAUAUCAGGGGAUCACAGUGGCCAGAUGAUAAUACCCUUGUUGGUUUCUUUAAGCCACAUCUGUACGGCAGCCCAGAUUUUGCCCAAAUAUGGCUCUGAGGCAAAGGAGAGAGGGUUCCUCCAUCCCUGCAUUCCUCUGAUUGCAGAGGCUGACCUGCCAGGGGAGGUUUGAUGGCUCUCAUUUCCCAAAACAACCUUAACUACUAGCAAGGAGCCUGGGGAAGCAUCUUGUUAUUCCAUUGGAAAAUCACCCUCAUGGUUCAUAGCUGAACGUAGCAACAAAAAUGUGGUACAUCUUCUUUUCCAAUGCUUUUCCAAAGUCCCAAGAACAAUGCUCAGGCAUACAGACUCAUCUCUAAACCUGAAUAUUUUACUAACCUAAAUAAAGGAGCAAACAGGGAAAGCACGGAUAAGCUAAAACUGGCUCAUUCUUACCAGCACUGUCCUUUUUCUCCUGGUAAACGCUUGAGUCACGAACCAUUGAUUAAUGUAGAAAACUUCGCUGAGUACCUAUCUGGUAGGUCCUGCACCAGAUACCAUGGACAGAGAAGGUAUUCGCUUCCUGUUAACUCAUGUGACAAC